AUGAACAAAGAUUUCGAACUGCGACUCUGUCGCACGGUGGGCGGCAGCCCAGCCAGCACCAGCAGCAGCGCCACUAGUCUCCACAACAACAGCGCCUUCCUCUCGCCCAUCGAGGUGACCUCGUCGAUGUUGACCUCGCCAGCGAAGCGCUCCUACGCCUCCAUCGGCGGCGGGAGCUCCUCGUCGUCCUCUUCACCCUACAGCUCGCCCGUGAAGACCUCUCCGUACAGGCAACUGCCCGAGUACAGCGAUCGCUACAUACCGAUUCGAGAACCUAAUCAGUGGGACGUGCGCUUCAAUAUGAUCAAGGACACCACCAAAUCGCUGACGAUCAAGAAGACCAAGGAGGCCAACACUGACGUCUACAAGAACGGCCUCGCCUACCAGUGUCUACUGAAGAAUGAGCUGCUCGGCGCGGAGAUUGAGGACAUCAACGAGUACCGGCAGUCGGACGAGCGGAAGGCCUUCACGCCGCUGGUCAACCGAAAUGUGUUCAGGUACCGAACGAGGGAAGUGCACAGCGAGCCGACCAGCCCCUACUCGCUCUGCCCCAUCAGCCAGAAGAGUCAGAAGAUGCUGCGGUCGCCGCGGAAGACGGCGCGGAAGAUCAGCAAGAUUCCCUUCAAGGUGCUGGACGCGCCGGAGCUCCAGGACGACUUCUACCUCAACCUGGUGGACUGGUCCAGCACGAACAUCCUCAGCGUCGGGCUGGGCACCUGCGUCUACCUGUGGAGCGCCUGCACCUCGCAGGUGACGCGCCUGUGCGAGUUCACCAACCACUCCAAUCCGGUCACCUCGGUCGCCUGGUCGGAGAGGGGCAAUCACGUCGCCGUGGGCACCCACCGGGGCUUUGUGCAAAUCUGGGACGUGGCGGUGAACAAGAUGGUGAAGGUGCUGGAGGGCCACAACGCGCGCAUCGGCACUCUGGCCUGGAACGGCGACAUUCUCAGCAGCGGCUCCCGCGACCGCUUCAUCUUCCAGCGGGACAUUCGCACGCCCUCCCUCAUCCCCGAGCGGAAGCUGGCCGGCCACCGGCAGGAGGUGUGCGGCCUGAAGUGGUCGCCGGACAACCAGCACCUCGCGUCCGGGGGCAACGACAACCGCAUCUUCAUCUGGAACCUCAACAGCAGCACACCGCUGCAGACGUACACGGAGCACCUGGCGGCGGUGAAGGCGAUCGCCUGGUCGCCCCAUCACCACGGCCUGCUGGCCAGCGGCGGCGGGACGGCCGACCGGUGCAUCCGCUUCUGGAACACCCUCACCGGACAGCCGAUGCAGUGCGUCGACACCGGCUCGCAGGUGUGCAACCUGGCGUGGUCGAAGCACGCCGCCGAGCUGGUGAGCACGCACGGCUACUCGCAGAAUCAGAUUCUCGUGUGGAAGUACCCCAGUCUGGUGCAGGUGGCCAAGCUGACCGGCCACUCCUACCGAGUGCUCUACCUG
Messenger RNA from Rhagoletis zephyria (snowberry fruit fly), 1443 nucleotides. Lineage: Eukaryota; Metazoa; Arthropoda; Insecta; Diptera; Tephritidae. The record is from RefSeq and is a predicted model, not a curated record.